AUGCUGUUCCCGGUUUACAUGGUCAUCGAACACUACGUGGCGGUGGUGCAUCCCAUGACCUACCUGAGCCUCAAGACAGGGAGAGGUCGCCUGAUCCGGAACAUCUCCACUGGACUGGCCUGGGUUUGUGACAACAUGACCAACACUUCUGUGACCUUUGACGUGAUUCUGAGGGUCCAAGCGUCCAUCUUCUCCCUCGUCGUUAUCCUCCCUCUCUGUGUCUAUGUCCUUCAUUUGGGAUUCAAGCAAUGGAAAUCCAAGAAGCAUGAUCCGUCUUGGUUCGUGAACUACUCCGACUUCUUUGCUUACAACGUCGCCGUCAUGGAGCUUGUUGGAUGUGCAGGAUACUUUGCUCUUCUGUUCAUUAUUUUUUAUGAUUAUGAGAAAAGCAUGGUCUUUUAUGAGCUGGGAAGUUUUGCAUGGUACGGACAAUUUCUGUUCCCUGUUUUUACGGUCCUCGAACACUACGUCGCAGUGGUGCAUCCCAUGACGUACGUGAGCCUCAAGAAGGGAAGAGGAAUCCUGAUCCGGAACAUCUGCUCAGGACUGGUUUGGGUUAUCAGUUCUGUUCUAUUCUACAUUGCAACUCAAACUGGAUUUGAGUCUGCUCCUGCCGCUGCUUUAUCUGCAGCGAACAGGGAAGAUCAAGCCAUGUUGGAGAAGACUUAG
This is a messenger RNA of Knipowitschia caucasica, 669 nucleotides long. NCBI's taxonomy places the organism in Eukaryota, Metazoa, Chordata, Actinopteri, Gobiiformes, Gobiidae. The record is from the annotation of a GenBank genome assembly.